AUGGAGUUGUCUACUCAUAUAUAUGUAUCCCUUCCUGUGGAAAUACUUCAACUGAUAUUCGAUUUACUUCCUCUAAACCAUUUAGCCAGCUGCGCAUUAGUCAAUCGAGAAUGGUUUCGUAUUGCCUCCGCUAUGGUUUGGCAGAGACCGUUCGAAUUCGAUUACAUACAUCAAAAAUGCUGUACUGUUAAAACAUACCUUUUGAGCUUUACGAACGAACAAGAGAACGAGUUGCUCGUCACUUGUAGAAUAAAGUUGCCAGCAAGUAAAUUUAGCGGAAUCCGUUACCCAUUGUAUUUGAAGCAUUUGGACGUUGGGGCGAUGGUGACUAGUAUACGCAAGUGGUUAGAGUGGGUUAGGAACACACCUAAAGGUAGUGAGAGCAGACCGUUCUAUUUAGGAGGCAGCGAAAUGGAUGAUGCUUACAGGGCAGUUACAGUGAUGCGAUUGCUAUGCAAGAUGUUGAUCGGAUUGGGUGUUUCAUUGUCUGGUCUCAAGAUAGGUGGAACUCAGGAUGAUAUUACAAUGUCAGCUUAUGAGUUUUAUGCUGUCACUGCACAUAUACAGGAUCUGGUUGUUGAAUGCAAUAGCGAAGUGGGCUGGCAUCACUUUAUCGAAUACAAGUAUUGGAGAAAUCUGCGUUCUCUCAAAGUCACUAUCUCAUCACAGGAACAUAUAGAGGAUAUUGCAAAGUUUCUGAUAGCUCAACGGUCAUUAGAGACGUUCAAGUUUACAUCGAGUAAUAUCAGCAUCGAUCCUCAAAGAAUACUUCGUGCGCUUGACAGGCAAGGGAACUCGCUGAGAUAUCUGACUAUUAAGAAUGCAAGUUUAAGCAAGUGUAUGCCUCUGUAUACGAUUGCUGGACUCAAACGUUUGCAAUGCUUGCGGUUUGAAAAUGUGUCUGGCAUUAAUGCUACAAUAAUUCGUCCUUUAUUAAAUGCAAAGUUUCCGUGUAUGAAACGAGUUUGGAUAAACGGUGACGAGACUGUUUGCAGUGAAGCACACAUUUGGGCACAAUCAUUCAAGUAA
Molecule: messenger RNA, 1029 nt
Organism: Paraglomus brasilianum
Lineage: Eukaryota; Fungi; Glomeromycota; Glomeromycetes; Paraglomerales; Paraglomeraceae
Source: the annotation of a GenBank genome assembly